Meloidogyne enterolobii is the source of this 528-nucleotide messenger RNA. The record is from the annotation of a GenBank genome assembly. Lineage: Eukaryota; Metazoa; Nematoda; Chromadorea; Rhabditida; Meloidogynidae.
AUGAAUUUUUGUAUUCUUCAAUUUGUGGUUAACGCUGAUAAUAAAUUGGAAUUGACUGUAAAUGUGACAUUUACAAAUGUUAUGUAUAUAUUAAAUCCACAAUAUAAUCAUCCAUUUUAUAUUCAAAUUCACUCCAUUUUUCCGGUUCCAAAUCCAAUGUUUAUUCCAAACGAGCAGAAAUUUUCAACUGGAGUGAGUAUUCCACCUCCAAACUUUCCAAAUCCAUUUAUUCCUCAAAAUGGUUAUUUAUGCGUACAUAUAACUUGUAAAAAUACUGGCAAUAAUAGACAAAAAGAAAUUCUUACUAUUGGAGACCAGCAUUUAAGAAAUAUUUUUAUUCUUAAACAUAAUGAAUCAAUCGAAAUUGAAAUACCUGAUUAUUGCAUUAAAACAGAAAAUUUUAAAUUCGCCGUAACUCAUUAUGUUCCUAAUGAAAAUGGACAACAUUAUUGUUUUGCUAAUGGAGAGAAUGCAAAGCGAAAUAAUUUCAACAAAUGGGUUUACUUUUCUCUUAUCAAUUUAAAUUAG